UAUCACGCCCACCGCCAAAGCCACAACCCGUCCAAACUGCCAGCUUUCCGCUUUGCCGACCUGCAAAAAAAGUCGCUUGCACUGCCGUCAUUGCUGCACCAAAAGGGAAUUCCACCCUCGCCUGUCUCCCCCGACCACGACGAAACAAUCACACAAGCAACAAGCACGCACCAACGGCACAAUCACAAUCCUGUCUCACCCGAACAAUCAACCGCGAACGCGUCCCCGAAAACGAGUCCAACCAGGUCUCGGGCAUCCACGUUGCAGACGGCAACGGCCUUGCCCUCAAGUAACGUGAAGCGCGGCAUCAAGUCACCGACCGACUCCACUACAACCAUAGUGGCUGCACGGUCGCAAAUACAACGCGCCCCAGCUUCUUACAGUUCAAAUGGUAUAGAGACUGCGACCGGUUCCCCUUCGGCAUUGAGCACCAAACGGCAAAACUCUGUUGACGGUAGUCAAACGUCAAGCAGACCGCCUUCCGACGACGUCACUAAAGAUUGGGCGCAGGGCCAAAGAGAGCUACUGCUCCCAAAGACGGUGCAGCGAGCCGAUGAUAAGAAAGGCUUGGUACGACGUCCACCAGUCUCCUACAAACCACCAACCACGGCCAACGCAGGAACUACAACCGCCGUACCGCCGAUUCGAUCAUUUCGGUCCUCAGGCUCCCGGAGAAGCCUUGUUCUCGAUAUGAACAUCCGAAAUAUGCGCUCCUACGACGGGGGCGACGACUACACCGAUAAAACCCACCGAGACAGAACCCUGAGGGCGCUUGAAGGCCGACAGGACGAUGAUGUUCAGCAGUUGACACCACCCGAUUCGGCUACCGACCAGCCAGAUAUCGACGACAGCGGCGACGUGUUUCUAAGAAUCGCACAGGAGGAUCGCCGACGGGCCGCUGGUGAGAAUGGCGGCUACACGGAAAGCUCCAGCGCAUCCCGAGUCGUACGGUCGGCGCACCGUCGCCCAUUGUCGGCGGCUAUUCCGUCAUACCAGCCCACAUCGCCGCCUCAGGUCUUGAGGCGCUUGUCGGAUCAGCCAGAGACUUCAAGAGCCAGAACUUAUGGCAAAGACCAAUCAGCCGAGCGCAUCACUCGUACAUUAACCUACAGGGGAUUGGCGAGAGAGAAGACUACAGACGACUCCAAGCCUAAAGGAAGUGGUAUCCCCUCGAGACCUUCGCCGCUGACGCCGCGGUCAUUGGCUUUCCAGGAUGGUUCGUCAGAAGGCGCUUCUGCGUACAACCGUAGGCGGCAGUCCAUUACCGACUCGCGCAUGUCCUCCCUCAAACAAUCUGCACUCUCCCCUUAUACCCACGGACGCACCUUUAACUCCUCUCCUCUCGUGCCCAAAGCUAUGGAAUCUCAAAGAAAUGAAAGCACCCAACAGACUGACCACAACGGUCAUGAGGGCACCGAUUCUUCUGCGUCUACAGCCGCACCAUCGACAGUAUGGGACGAAUUGGAUGACAUGAAAUCUCGCAUACACCGCCUCGAAUUGACGGGCAAGCUUCCUGCCACGUCUGGUGCAGCUAUUUCUCGAGCAACAGAGGAGCGGCCACCUACCGCUACCACAAAUGCCACUACCAUGUCCGCGUCACCGAAGCGCGGUUCCGGCAGCGCCGUACAACAAACUGAUGUUGUCAGUACAGCAUCUUCACAAAGGGAGGGUCAUCCCAUCCUCCAAUCCGCCCUGAACAAAUCUAAACCAUUCUUGGGGUCCGAUAUCUACAGUGCACUGGAGACAGCCGCUACAGAUGCUCUGGCUCUUGCCGCCAUGAUUGGCCCCGCUGGUCAACCCGGCCCCAUCUCAAGCGGCGCGAGCAACAUUGGUAGCGGUGGUAAUAUCACAGAUCGUCAACUACGGCGAAAAGCGGAUAGUAUCUGCCGUAGUUUGACGGAACUGUGCCUGGCCCUCAGUGAAACCGCAGCUCAGAUCAAGCAGCAACAGGAACCAGCUCGAGCCUCAACGCCGGACCCCAAAUCCGAACCCGACCUGGAAGCCAGUCCCACAAUUACUAGAUUCUCCGGACUGGCUGCGCAAAGACGAUCAAGUGCAGCCCUCAUAGAACGCAGCCCGGCAGCCCUGACAACAAGCCCCAGAACACUUACUCGACUCGAGGAGAAACGUAAUAGUAUGAUGUUUAAUACACUGCCCAGCCCGAGCUCCCGGUACGGAGCGAAUAUCCCUCCAACGCCGGAACGGUCUGCUCGAAAAACGUCUUUGAUGGUUUCCCGCACCCGUCGUGCGGUAACGGAAGAGCCCGAAGACCAAGUCGGACGCCAGACGACCAUGUUGAGAACUCGCCGUGCGGGAACGGAAGAGCCUGAGGAGCCACCUUCGGGUCGCAAGUCAUCUCUGCUUCGAACUCGUCGAGCCGCUGCUGAUUUUGAUGACGAAGAAACGAUUCGGUUUCGAGGUCCUGCGCGCGCCGCCACAGAGGCCGCCGCUACUAAGCCAGCUGGAAGCCGUGAAUACAACUCACACAUGCCAUUGCCAUCCAUCGAGACCAAUUCUUUAACCUCGUCAGCUUUGCCUAGACGGCGAGUGGCGUCAUCGAUACUAAGCACUCGAUUAGUCCAACCAUCCACUACGUCGGGAUUACCGGGGCGCCGAUACUUCGAUCGGUCAACA
Pseudomassariella vexata is the source of this 2634-nucleotide messenger RNA. RefSeq lists its product as uncharacterized. NCBI's taxonomy places the organism in Eukaryota, Fungi, Ascomycota, Sordariomycetes, Amphisphaeriales, Pseudomassariaceae. The transcript has 3 exons. The record is from RefSeq and is a predicted model, not a curated record. The annotation marks the transcript as partial.